GCAAUAUAAGAGACGAUCUCUGCUAUAAAGGCCAGCUGAGGGACCACUGAGAAGAGACUGAGAGGAAGUGGCUCUCUGACGCUCCGGGUUCUGCCUCUACGCUCUGCAUGCUGCUGUUGGUCAGUGCACUACAUCCAUGGGAGAGAAUGGCUCACAGAAGGGCUCCUGGUUUGUCCCCUUGUCCAUCCACCCACUGUUCCUCUCCCAGCUGUCCCCCUCCACAGACUUGGCUGUCGCUGUCUUCCUUUCCUUCACAGUUGUCGCAUCAGUGCUGGGCAAUGGCAUGGUGUUAUUAAUCUACUGCAGGAGACGAAAGAAGCUCAGACCCUCAGAGCUCAUGACCAUCAACCUGGCCCUCUGCGAUUUUGGUUUCAGCGUCUUGGGAGGGCCAUUUUUCAUCACUUCCAGCCUGUGUCAUGCCUGGCUGUUUGGGGAGAUGGGGUGCCUUUGCUACGGCAUUCAGGGCUUUAUGUUUGGCAUCGGCUCUCUGCUCACCACCUGUCUUAUCUCUCUGGAGCGUUGCCUGAAGAUCUGCUGCUUAAGAUACGGUCAAUGGAUCGAGAGACGACAUGUGUGUCUGUCCAUAGUUCUGGUGUGGGUUUACACAUUGUUCUGGGCCUUGCUGCCUGCAUUUGGCUUUGGAAGUUAUGGACCAGAACCUUAUGGGACCAGCUGCACCAUCAACUGGUGGAGCAUGAGGUCAUCUCUGAAUGACAGAAUCUAUAUUUUCCUCAUCCUGACGUUAUGUUUUGGAUUUCCUACACUUACCAUCGUCGCUUCAUAUUUGGCCAUCCUUCUGACGGUCUACAGAUCUAAUCGCACUCUGGCGUCUAUACCCUCCUCCUCUGUCAGAAACAAUGGCAAAGACCUGAGACUUACAAAGAUGGCUGCUGUGGUGUGCAGCACCUUCCUGCUGGCCUGGAUGCCCUACGCUGCUGUGUCUCUGUUAUCUGCACUCAUGCCCAGAGAUGAUCAAGAGGCAUCUUUACAGACGGCGGCGGAGGAGUCAACUGAUAUCUCCUUAUUGCUCAACUGGACCGCUGCAGAACAUUACAGACAAAUCUACUACCAUCACGAGAACAAGUGGAGCAAUGUGAACGACAUGAAUUCAGCCUCCAUCACUGGCCUGAGUGAGGCCACAUUCAGGUCCAUGCUGGACAAAGAAGCUGAACCAAUGACCGGGAGCCAUCAGCCGUUCUCCUCUCUCCCACCUUUAGUCACCUUGAUCCCUGCUAUGUUUGCCAAGUUCCACAGCACGAUCAACCCUUUUAUCUACCACAUCAUGAACAGGGAGUUCAGGGACGACGUCUACGCGAUGUUGUUUGGUCAAGAGAAGGCAGAGAGGAGGCGAAUACAAGGGAGGAAAGAAAGCACAUGUGGAAGAGAACCAGCCUCUCCUACUGCCUGAGCUGGAAGAGGAGAAGGAGCCAUGUCCUUUUCUCUGGAAAGAAGAAACAGAAAUCUGGAGGAACAGAAGAACCGGGGGAAAACGAGGGGAGGAAGAACAGACUUCUGAGCAGAUGUUAUGUGGCAGUCUAAUGCACUGGGCUUUGACAAUCAAGGCUGCACAGAGAGACACUGCAGCAUCGUUUGACAGAAGACAAGGAGAGAUCUGAGGGGUCCACAUCCAGCACUGUGUAAGAUAAAUAUAAGAUAGAUAGAUAGAUAGAUAGAUAGAUAGAUAGAUAGAUAGAUAGAUAGAUAGAUAGAUAGAUAGAUAGAGAAACGGUGAUAAUCAGAUUACAAUUUCAAUAAGCUACGUAAUUAACGAAGGACUGCAAAAAUCACAACUAAAAUAUGACUGAAUUGAAAUCUAUUAAUCAACGGUGUGCAGGCUAAAGAGAAAGGCUGCUUAACUUGGGUUGUGUGAAGGAGAGAAAACGAGGCUCCUUCCUUUCAGCUGCUGUCACACUAAAAGAUUAACACUGCUUCAGUAGAAACUGACAUUUCACUCGUCAAUAUCAAUGACACUGUUUAAUAUCAAUAUUUCCUUUGUGAAAUAAUGAUAGAUGAUAGAUUCAACCGUUUAUUCGUAUUUAUCUUUUUAACAGUUCAAUUAUUCAUCAUAGGCCUAGCUAUUUAUUUUUUUACUGAUGAUUCUUGUUAUUGAGAAUGAGAACUUGUUCACUGGUCAGUUUGCUUU
Messenger RNA from Anoplopoma fimbria (sablefish), 2143 nucleotides. RefSeq names its product opsin 9 (gene opn9). Gene Ontology annotation, molecular function: G protein-coupled receptor activity. Bases 137 to 1408 code for a protein of 423 amino acids. The transcript is spliced from 9 exons. Lineage: Eukaryota; Metazoa; Chordata; Actinopteri; Perciformes; Anoplopomatidae. The record is from RefSeq and is a predicted model, not a curated record. Gene Ontology annotation, cellular component: membrane. Gene Ontology annotation, biological process: G protein-coupled receptor signaling pathway.